Messenger RNA from Rotaria sp. Silwood1, 2682 nucleotides. The record is from the annotation of a GenBank genome assembly. NCBI's taxonomy places the organism in Eukaryota, Metazoa, Rotifera, Eurotatoria, Philodinida, Philodinidae.
AUGAUUUUAUUUCCUUUUUUCUUCAUAUUUAUUAUUAUUCAUUCUCAAACAAUAAAACAACUUAAUCAAAUAUCUAUUAAUGAAGAAUUACCAAUUGGUACAAUAAUAACAUUAUUAAAUGAUAAAAUUCCUAAUUUAGAUCAAUCAUUAGAAUAUGAUCUUGUUAAACCAUUUUCUUCAGAACUUGAUCUUUUUUCAAUUGAUCAUAUACGUCAUACACUUAAUAUUAAAAAACGUAUAGAUUUUGAACAAAUAUGUUUAAAUAUAAAUAUUAAUCAUUGUCUUAUAUCAAUUAGUAUAGCUGUAUCAAAUUAUGAUACAAUUAUUGUUUAUACACUUCCAAUACAUAUAAAAAAUAUUGAUGAUAAUUCAAUAAAAUUUUUUGUUAAUCGUACAAUUAUUGAAAUUGAAGAAAAUGAUGAAUAUUGGUUUAAUAAAACAUAUAAAUUACCACAUGCAUAUGAUGCUGAUGGUGAUAUAAUAACAUAUUCACUUUAUUUACAUAAUUGGAAUAAACCUGACGGUUUAUUUGAAUUAGAUAAUAAAAAUUUAUUAUUAAAACCAUUAAAAAAAUUUGAUCGUGAAAAACAAAAUCUUUAUUUACUUCGUCUUAUUGCUGAAAAUAAAUAUCAACGAGAUAUAUCAAUUGAUAUUAUUAUUAUAAUUAAAGAUAUAAAUGAUAAUUCACCACAAUGUGAACAUAAUAAAACAAUAUUUUCUAUUAAUAAUAUUAAUUCAAUAUCAAUAUUUAAAUUAAAUAUAACUGAUCUUGAUGAAAAUAAUAAUAGUAAAUUAGAAUAUAAUUUAAUAAAUUAUUUAUCAGGAUUUUCUAUUGAUCAUAUUAAUGGAUAUAUUAUAUUUAAUUAUACAGAAUGGAAAUAUACAAAUGAAACAAAAUUAUUUAUUAAUAUAACUGAUUAUGGUAAACCAUAUCGUUUAUCAACACAAUGUAUUGUUGAAUUUAAAUUAACAUUUUUAUUUGAUAUUAAUUUAAAAUUAAAUAAUAAUAAUGAAAAAAAUAAUAUUAUUUCAAUUGAUAAUCUUAAUUUACCUAUUGGUCAAUUAAUAAUUAUUGAUAAACAAGAAAAAAAUUUUUAUUUAAAUUAUUCAUUUAAUAUAAAUACAUCAUUAUAUGAUAUAUUUUAUUUAAAUAAAAAAACAUUAAAUAUAUAUUUUAAUUUAAAUUCAUUAUUAUUAAAUCGUAUAUUAACAAAUAAUAUAAUUAAAAAUGAAAAUUUAUCAAUAAAUAUUUCUAUUUAUGUAUGGAAUAUAAAUAAUCCUUUAAUUAUAUCAAUAAAAAAUUAUUCAUUAAUAUUUAAUUUAAAUAAAGAAAAAUUAUUUCAAUAUUCAAAUAUAAUAUUUAUUAAAAUUCAUGAAAAUAUUUUAUUAAAUGAAAAAAUUUCUUUAAAUAAUAAUUAUUCUCAUAUAUGUUUAAAUAAUAAAACAAAAAAAUUAAUAUUAAUUGAUUCAACAAAUACAUUUCAUAUCGAUCAAUAUUAUAAUUUAAUUAUUAAAAAAUAUUUAAAUAUUAAACAACAACAAAAUUAUGAAUUAAUUCUUAAAGAUAAUCAAACAAAUGAAAUUAAUCAAUGUACAAUAACAGUUCGUAUACAUAUUUAUAAUUCAUAUUCAAUAUCAAAUAUAUAUCCAUAUUUUUCUCAAUCAUUUUAUAUAUUAACAAGUAAUAAUAUAUCAAAAUUUGUUCUUCCAUCAUUACCAUCUUACGUAAAAUAUAUAUCAUCAAAACCAAAUGAAAUUUUAAUUGAUGAAAAGAAUGGAUCAAUUACAAUUCAAUCAUCAUCAUUAUUUUCAUUUUAUUCAUAUGAUUUUUAUAUUAGAGCAAUUGAUUUUCAAAUACCAUCAUUAAGUUGUUCAAUACCAAUACGUAUUUAUUUUGGUAUUAAUAAACAAUUACCUCGAUUAUAUAAAAAUUUAACAAAACAUUCUAUUGAAAUUUCAUCAUCAGAAUUAACUUAUCAAAUUCAAGCUUAUGAUCCUGAUUUAUCAUUUAAUGAUCAAAAUAAUUUAUUUCCACCAUCAAUUGAAUAUGAAAUUGAUUCAUUAGAAAAUAUUGAAAUUGAACGUUAUACAGGUCGAAUAUUUUUUAAAAAUAUUAAUCAAUCAAUAUAUAAUUUUACUGUAAUUUUAAUUGAUUUUGGUCAACCAAAUCGUUUAAUAACUCGACAAAAAAUAAUAUUUAAUUUAAUAUCAAAUAAUAAAUUAAAUCAUCAAGAAAUUCCAAUAAUAAUUUCAACAACAUUUAUUUUAAUUAGUGCUUGUAUAUUUUCAAUAAUUAUUUUAUUAAUUAUUAUAAUACUUUUAUUUAAUUGUUAUCAAGGUAAAUUAUCAACAAAAAAAUCUUUAUCAAAUCUUUCACCAAGAACACCUGAUAGCUGUUUAAUUGAUAAUGAAUAUAUUACAACAACAACAUCAUUACCUCGUGUUGUUAAUCGUGAACAACGAAUUUAUCCAACGAUUUCAAAUGAUAAUCAACGAAAACUUUUAGAACAAAUUCAUCUUCCACCUCCAUUAUUAUAUUCAAAUGAAAAAGUAUCUAUAAAACAAGAUUAUCAACGUAAUUUAUCAAUGAAUGAUAUUAAUAAAUAUUUGGAACGUUUUGAAAAAAUUUAUAACAAUUCAUCCGAACAUCAUCUAGGAGAACCUGUAGGAUCAGUUGUGUAA